This is a messenger RNA of Protopolystoma xenopodis, 396 nucleotides long. The record is from the annotation of a GenBank genome assembly. NCBI's taxonomy places the organism in Eukaryota, Metazoa, Platyhelminthes, Monogenea, Polystomatidea, Polystomatidae.
AUGUCUUGCCGGACCUCUUCGAACCAAAUUGGGCUGCAUCAUACCUCAAACUCGCAUCCUGACUGCCUCAUUGCUCAUCAGGAAAACCUAAAACAUGAUUAUGCUGAGGCACAAUAUUACCAGUUUUCAGCUUUUACUAGAAUUCCUAAAAAAAGACGUGCUCCUCUUCCUCCCAUUGAAAAUCUAGCAAAUUCUGACUCACUUAGUUCUGAAAAUAUUGCAACUACAAAUGUUUUCUCUUGCCUGACAGCCCGGGAAACGGCAGUAGAAACUAUGAGCAUUACGACAGUCUCUCCAUGUAAAUCCUCCUCACCAUCGACUUCAUCUAUUCCUUGUGACAGUAAGGGUAAGAUAAUUCUAGAAUUUGAUUUAGCUCAUUUAUGUAAACCCCAGUAG